Molecule: messenger RNA, 2412 nt
Organism: Fulvia fulva
Lineage: Eukaryota; Fungi; Ascomycota; Dothideomycetes; Mycosphaerellales; Mycosphaerellaceae
Exons: 1
Coding region: 1-2412 (803 amino acids)
Biological process (GO): endoplasmic reticulum unfolded protein response
Molecular function (GO): protein binding
Source: RefSeq, a predicted model, not a curated record
AUGGCCCCUCCCGUCGAGCCCCCGACCACCAUCACUCUGAGGGUCAAGGUGCCGCCAGGACACAUACCAGGCAUUGCCGACGAGUUCACCCUGGGAAACGACAUCGCAGUGAGCUUGAAGAUCGGUCAGAUCCGGGCGCGAUUGCAGGAAGCGAUACCCUCGAGCCCAACGCCCGAGCGACAGCGACUGCUGUACAGUGGACGCGCAUUGAUCGACAACGAUCAGACAGUGGCAGAUGCGCUGAACAUACGCCGAGACCCUACUCAGAACGAGUAUGUGGUGCACCUACUCGUCAAGGGCAAUGGGGACGCGACUGCACCUCUUCCUCACCGGACUGGACUGAAUACAACCCCAACCCGAUCUGGAAGUCCGGCUACCGUGCCCACUCCGCCUGGUGCACCACACCUUCCUCCUCAACAGCUUCACAAUCCGAAUGCGAUCUCCCCCAUACAGCUGCAACAACCGCCCGGACACGCCCCACCGGGGUUCUUGCCGCCCGGACAUGCACACCCCACUCCUCCGCAGCACCUGCAGCAACAUCAGGCUGCAGUGUUGGCCCAGCAGCAGCGUAUGCAGAUCCAAAUGAUACAGAACGCCCAACAGCGUGCAUUGCAUACCGGACUCGUCCCAUUUGGAUUCCAGCCAAUGAACUUCGGUGUACAGGGUCCUGUGGGAAUGCAAGGUCAGGUCGCGCCGCCUGGUGCGCCUGCGGUGCCUCAUGAAGGUCAGAACGUGGGUGUAGGAGAGCAUCAUCAAGGUGAUGGACAGCAAGAUACCGCACAACAAGCAGAUGGUGGCAGCCAUACCCAUCCACAAUCGGGCGAAGGACAGCAUGCACAACACCAUCCUGGUCUUAACGUGCCACCUGCUCCACCUCGACCUUUGAGCGAACAAGGCUUUCACGUGGAGGGUGUCGGUCCUAAUGGUCAACGCAUCACCAUUCAUCAGCAGACUCUCCAGUUUCCAAACAUCCAAAUGGCAGCGCAGCACAUGCCCUUAGGCGCGAACAUGAUGCCUACAAAUCUCCCGGCGCUGGGACUGCCACCACUGCCAGGUAUGCCACAGCAUCAACAAGGCCAACCUCAACGGCCAUCUGCGCUGGAUCAAGCUCGAGACAAUAUCGCCGAGAUGCGUCGUGUGUUGACCGAGCUCAGAGACAUGGUCACAGAAGAGCAUCGCGAGCAAAUCGACCGCCUCGAAGAGCGCACGCAGGCUGUCAAUAACUACAUCGAUCCUUUGAGUCUGCAUGGUUCAGGUCCAGACCGUGGUCGUGGUCCCGUGAGAAUGGGACCAUCGAUUGGCGGACUACCAGGAGGUCUCGCGAUACCACGCACACAGACUGGACCUCAUCUCGGCCAAGUUCCGAGCUGGCGACAGCGUGCACGUCAAGUGAGGGACGCACAACAAGCUUUGAACCAAGGUCAGAUCAGUACGGACGCAAAUGUAACUUGCUACUUGCUUUCGUCUCCGAGUGGGCCCCACGCUCUCGUCUAUUCACCACAGCACGGCACGUUCACUGGACAGCUGCCACAUCAUCAGUCCUUCGGCAUGAGUGGCCUUCAACCAACACCUACAACCACUGUUGUACCAGCCGGAGCCGCACAAGAUCAGGGCAAUCAGCCAGGUCAAGCGAAUGCAGCUGCACAGGCGCCAGCUCAGGGCCAAGCGGCAGCGGCAGCGGCGCGAGCCAACCUCCUUGGACUGAUGGAGCCGAUCAUGGGCCAUGUGUGGCUACUAUUACGAAUCUUGAUCUUUAGUUACUUCCUCCUAGGCACAAACAUGGGCUGGCAACGACCUCUUGCACUGCUUGCGAUCGCUGGAGGCUUCUGGAUGAUUCGCCUGGGAUUUCUCGGUGAUGGUGGCGCGUUGCGGAGAUGGUGGGAAGGCAUUGUUCAAGAAGGUCAGCAACGUGCACCUGCAGCUCAGCAACCUGGAGCAGAUGGACAACCACAGCCUGUCCAGCAACAGAAUCAAGAUCCAGCUGCACCAGGUCAAGCCGCCAGACCAGCGCAGAUGCCGACUCCAGCACAAGUAGCUCAGCGUCUGCUGGACGAGGAACAGCGUCAGCGCAAUGCAAAUCGCGAUCAGCGUUGGCAGUGGGUUCGUGAGCAAGUGCGACCUGCCGAGCGUGCUUUGGCUCUUCUAGUCGCAAGUCUUUGGCCAGGUGUAGGCGAGGCUUACGUCCGAGCUCGUGAGCAGGAGGCAAGACGACUGGCCGAAGAGGAAGUUGCAGCCAGGCGACGCGAGGAGGAAGAGCGACAGCGCAAAGAAGCAGAGGAGAAAGAGAAGUCGGAAGGAGAGGAGAAGACUGAAGCUAUUGCUGAGCCCACUACGACUUCCGAUUCUGCUAGUGGGCUGCACCAGGAGGGUUCGGGUUCAAACGGUGCAGUGCAGGUGGAUACUCAUGAGUAA